AUGCAAUCAUCAGCUUUAGUACAUCUCAAACAAUUCUUUUUACAAUUUGAUAUGUUUGGAUAGCCACCUGCAUUUAGAAUUUUGGGGAAAUAUAAAUAUAAUUCAACUUUGGGGGCACUUUUGACAAUGGGAACUAUAUUCUUUGCUCUAGCUUACUUGGCUGUAGGGAUCCAAGAAUUAAUAGCUAAAGAUUCUCCUAAUGUGAUUUCGUCAGAAAGACAAGUGGUCGAGACAUCGGUAUUUUUGCUAUAUAUUUAGCCAUUUAUUCUUAAUAGGGAUAACUUUACCAUCGCGAUCACCAUGGCCGAUCUCAAUAGUCAACCCUUGACAACCAUUAAUAAGUACUUUACGAUUUAACUGAAAAAUUGCCAAACCACUAGGAUUUAUAAUGAGACCACUCAGAUUUCGAAUGUUACGAGGAAGUAAACUAAAAUAUAAACUAGUUGCACCAUCCUGCCCUUGGAAGCAUGUACAAGAGAACACUUUUUAUCACAAACAUAAAUUGACUAUUUUUCCAGGAUUAGAUUGGGGUCAGUUUAAUGCAUACAAAAGGAUUAUUGGGAUAGCCAUCCACCUGUAAGUAAUGUUAUUUUAUUCUUACAUUAGGUAUUACAAGGGAUUAAGACGAGUCAGAUUUAUUCUUCUUUGACUGUGACUGUUUCAGUAUGUAAGAACUCAACCAAUAAGACCGAUUGCGCUCCAAUUGAAGAUAUUAAAAAAUAACUUAAUUCUGGCUUUUACGCCGUUCAUCUAAGUGAUUCCUUAUUGCAGAUGAACAGGGCAGUGAAUAUGUCUCUAGAUAUCAUAAACAUUUAAUACUAUACAUUUUCAAUUACUACCUCUAAAAAUAUAUUUUAGCAAUUUAAAGAGAUCGAAACAUAAACGGAUUCAGGAUUGGUAUUUGAGGACAUAUCUGAAUAGCAUGUGCUGAUUUAAGAUUCCCUAAGGGAAUCCACCGACUUAUACAACAAUGAAUAUUUAGUGUUACACAGCAUAAAUCUAAGCCCAAAAUAUAGCGAAUACCAAAGAUCAUACGUAAAAAUCCAAGCCAUUCUAAGCAGGGUGGGGGGCCUAUAUUAAAUGAUAUUUUUAUUAUUGGCUGCUUUUCUAAAGCCGUUAGUCCAAAUUAUGUUGGACAUAGAUAUGGCGAAUGAACUGUUUAAAUUUACUACUUACAAUAAUAACAAAGAUAAGUCAAAUGUAUCUGAUGAUAAUAAGGUGAUUGAUGCGUUGGCGGGAAUAGUUAGAAGCAGGAGGAGACUUUUAUCUCCCAGAGAUACUGGGAGAUUAAAUAGCGAACCUAAUCAAGAAGUUAUGAUUGUAAUGAAUAUUAGCUAAAUCAUUUUAGAAUGAAAGUUUGAAUAUCAUUUUAAAGAAGAAAAAUCGAAUAGAUCCAAGCAUUAGAUAGAUACUUUGGAUCUGUAUUGGAUGUGAUAGAAAAAAGAAAAAAAUGUUAAACAUAUCUAAAGAAAAAUAUAUGGAGAAAUUAGAUGUUAAAUUGAUAGUUUAGAAAUUAUUCGAGUUUGAUUAGCUAAAAGAUGUCAUUUUAACAGAAGAAUAGAAGAAAUUAUUUAAAUAUUUGCCUAAACCUAGCAUUCCCUAAGAUUUAGAACAAGCCAAAGUUUUAGAUUAGCAAAAGUAGAGUUAGUAAUUGCAAUCUAUUGCCAUUUAAGAGGCUUUUGAAGCAUAUGAAAAAGUGAUCUCUAUGGGAGGAAAAUCAGGUGGAGUUAAUUUAAAAUUAAUUUAAUCUUUAGACCCAGAAAUAUAAGCCCUUUUUUAAUCAAUUUAAAAGAGUUAAGCUAAUUAGAAUUAAUUUUUAAACGACAUUCCUUUGAAUCAAUCCAAGAUCAGAUUUGACGCUGGAGAAUUAGGAGAAUGCUAAUCAAUCUAUUAGGAAUGCCUCACUAUUCCUCAAAAGAUUUAUACUAAAAUUCCAAAAAGAAUGAAUAAAUAACAUGAAACAUAAUGA
Messenger RNA from Paramecium octaurelia, 1969 nucleotides. The record is from the annotation of a GenBank genome assembly. NCBI's taxonomy places the organism in Eukaryota, Ciliophora, Oligohymenophorea, Peniculida, Parameciidae.